Elephantulus edwardii (Cape elephant shrew) is the source of this 1317-nucleotide messenger RNA. RefSeq names its product mex-3 RNA binding family member D (gene MEX3D). Bases 1 to 1317 code for a protein of 438 amino acids. The record is from RefSeq and is a predicted model, not a curated record. Gene Ontology annotation, molecular function: RNA binding. Lineage: Eukaryota; Metazoa; Chordata; Mammalia; Macroscelidea; Macroscelididae. The transcript is spliced from 2 exons.
AUGCCCCUGAGGCGGCAUGCGCCCUCCUGUUCUCUGUUGUCUUUCUCCCUGACCCGGAAACUCGAGCUGCAACAGUCUGACCUGUCCAGUUGCCACGCGGGGAAACUGAGGCUGAGGGUGGCUCCGCCUGGGGAGGGGCCCGGCAAUCGGGGUGGCUCGCGCACCCAGGGUUCCAGCCUGCUCACGGCUCGCGCACCCAGGGUUCCAGCCUGCUCACCGAGUCUCCCCAUGCCCACAGGCUGCAAGAUCAAGGCCCUUCGCGCCAAGACCAACACCUACAUCAAGACUCCAGUCCGCGGGGAGGAGCCCGUGUUCAUAGUGACCGGCCGGAAGGAGGACGUGGAGCUGGCCAAGCGAGAGAUCUUGUCGGCGGCGGAGCACUUCUCGGUCAUCCGCGCCACGCGCAGCAAGGCCGCGGGGCUGCCCGGCCCAGCCCAGGGGCCCCCCAACCUGCCGGGCCAGACCACCAUCCAGGUGCGAGUGCCCUACCGCGUGGUGGGGCUGGUGGUGGGGCCCAAGGGCGCCACCAUCAAGCGCAUCCAGCAGCGGACGCACACGUACAUCGUGACCCCGGGCCGUGACAAGGAGCCGGUGUUCGCGGUCACGGGCAUGCCCGAGAACGUGGACCGUGCGCGCGAGGAGAUCGAGGCGCACAUCACUCUGCGCACGGGCGCCUUCACCGAUGCCGGGCCCGACAGCGACUUCCACACCAACGGCACGGACGUCUGCCUGGACGUGCUGGGCGCCGCUGGCCUCUGGGCCAAGGCCCCCAACACCGGACGCCGGCCCUCCGCCGCCUCUGGCCUGCGCGGGGACGGCGCCCUGGGCGCACCCGGCGGCCCCGAGGCUUUCUACGCUGGCGCCCGCGGGGGGCCCCCAGCCCCUGACACGAGCCCCCCCAGCCCCUAUGGGGGCUCGGGCAGCGGCAGCUUCACCUUUGGCGGGGACGGCCCCAGCGCCCCGGGCUCCGCGCCCCCCGUCCCGGACGACUGCGACUUUGGCUUCGAUUUUCUGGCCCUGGACCUGACCGUUCCCGCAGCCACCACCAUCUGGGCUCCGUUUGAGCGGGCUGCACCCCUGCCGACCUUCAAUGGGGUACCGCCCACCGGGCUGGCCCGCCGUGGCGCGGCCCCAGCAGCCCCGGUCCCCGCGCGCGAGUGCGUGGUGUGCGCCGAGGGCCAGGCCAUGGCCGUCCUGGUGCCCUGCGGCCACAACCUCUUCUGCAUGGACUGUGCCCUGCGCAUCUGCGGCAAGAGCGAGCCCCAGUGUCCUGCCUGCCACGCGCCCGCCACCCAGGCCAUUCAUAUCUUUUCCUAG